GGGGUCACGGCCAUCUCUCUCUCUCUCGUUGAAGUUAUCCCCGCCACCUCUCGCCGGAGAAGCGGUCACACGGCCGUCAUUGCCUCUCGCUCUCGGCUGAGGAGAUACUUCUUCUUCUUCUUCUAAAUGCUUAAUUAAACAAAUAUUGCCCUUCAAGCCCUCCAUCAACAUGUUCCCUUCAUCCUCCUCUGGUGUGUCGCCAUCCUCGGUUGUUGACUUCCUCGCCCUCUGCCGCAAUCUCAAGACAACAAAGAGGACGGGAUGGGUUCGGCGCGGUGUGUGCGGGCCAGAGUCAGUGGCAGACCACAUGUAUCGCAUGGGCAUCAUGGCCUUAAUUGCCCCAGACAUCCCUGGCAUCAAUCGUGAUAGAUGCGUCAAGAUGGCCAUUGUGCAUGAUAUUGCUGAAGCUAUUGUUGGAGAUAUAACACCAUUUGAUGGAGUGUCAAAGUCGGAGAAGAGUCGAAUGGAGAAGGAGGCACUAGAUCACAUGUGCAAGUUACUUGGUGGAGAGUCCAGAGGUGAAAUCUACCGGCAAACAUGCAAAACGAUAGAUUGAAUUUUCAAGAAUUUCGGUUCUUGCAUAUCUGAGAAUUAUAGGUUGUUGAUUGAUGAUGGUGUUGUGUAA
Molecule: messenger RNA, 625 nt
Organism: Dioscorea cayenensis subsp. rotundata (Guinea yam)
Lineage: Eukaryota; Viridiplantae; Streptophyta; Magnoliopsida; Dioscoreales; Dioscoreaceae
Product: 5'-deoxynucleotidase hdd1-like
Exons: 5
Coding region: 170-556 (128 amino acids)
Cellular component (GO): cytoplasm
Molecular function (GO): 5'-deoxynucleotidase activity
Source: RefSeq, a predicted model, not a curated record